This is a messenger RNA of Nylanderia fulva, 1715 nucleotides long. RefSeq names its product ubiquinone biosynthesis protein COQ2, mitochondrial (gene Coq2). The record is from RefSeq and is a predicted model, not a curated record. NCBI's taxonomy places the organism in Eukaryota, Metazoa, Arthropoda, Insecta, Hymenoptera, Formicidae. Gene Ontology annotation, molecular function: 4-hydroxybenzoate polyprenyltransferase activity. Gene Ontology annotation, cellular component: mitochondrial inner membrane. Gene Ontology annotation, biological process: ubiquinone biosynthetic process.
UCUGUAGAUAAUACUGAUUUUUUUCUACAAGUUAAAAUGUUUCAAAAAAGAAAAGCGAUAUCUUCGCGCGAAUAUAUAUUGUUCAAAUAUAUCGAUGUGUAUAAAAUCGAUUAAUCGAGAUAAUCGGUAAAAUUGAUUAAUCGAUAUGAAAGCAAGCAGACGAAAUAAUCGUUAUGCAAUCGUGUGCGAACCGCGAAAUUAUAGGAUGGCGUAAAGACCGAAGUACAAAACGCCGAAGUGAUUGAAAUAUACAGCAACAUGACUGUGAUGUAAUCUACUUUACGAUAGUAAGGACGGAUCUAUUUUUAAAAUGAUUGUUAUUCGUUAUCGAGUGAAACAAUGUUAAUUAUAAAAAGAUGCCACCAUUUUACUGGAAUUAUUAGUAUGCUGUCGCAUAAUGCAUUUUCUAGCUUUACAUUAAACUGUACAGCUAGGAAUCUUUCUAGGCUAUGCGCAGAGGUUCGUACUUUAUCCAUAGCACAUGACAAGUAUACGCAUAAAGUGAAUCCCAAUGCGCAAAAGAUUGCCCAUUCUUUGUUAAGGACAAACGAUGCACUGACUCAUGUUAAGUUAGCACUUUUGCAACAGAAAAGAUGCUUGAGUAUCGCUGCUACGCUAGUCAAUAAUGCCUCGCCUAAAGUUCAACCAUAUAUGAAACUUAUGAGAAUAGAUAAACCAAUAGGAAGCUGGUUAUUAUUUUGGCCUUGUGGCUGGAGCAUUUCAAUGGCAGCUCCUGUUGGUGCUCUACCAGAUUUUCAAAUGUUAGCACUUUUUGGUAUAGGAGCUUUCAUAAUGCGUGGCGCAGGAUGUACUAUCAACGAUAUGUGGGAUCAAGAUAUCGAUAAGCUGGUAGCUAGAACAAGGGAUAGACCUUUGGUAAGCGGUCAAAUAACGCAGAUGCAGUCAUUAAUAUUUCUAGCUGGGCAAUUGAGUCUAGGGUUACUUGUAUUGUUGCAAUUAAAUUGGUAUAGUAUAUUUCUUGGUGCCAGCUCACUAGGUUUAGUAAUAAUUUAUCCUCUCAUGAAAAGAGUGACGUAUUGGCCGCAAUUAAUUUUGGGUAUGACUUUUAAUUGGGGCGCGUUAUUAGGAUGGUCUGCUAUACAUGGAUCAUGCGAUUGGUCCAUCUGUUUACCAUUGUACAUAGCUGGUAUUUGUUGGACCAUUUUGUAUGAUACGAUAUAUGCUCAUCAAGACAAGGUAGAUGACAUUUUGAUAGGUAUGAAGUCAACAGCCAUAAAAUUCGGUGAUGAUACGAAAUUCUAUCUGUCUGGAUUUGGAAUAGUUAUGAUUGCAAGUUUAAUUGCCUCUGGUCUGUUAACUACUCAAACUUGGCCUUAUUAUACUUCUGUUGGAUUAAUUGCAACACAUAUUAGCAAUCAAAUACAUUCUUUGAAUAUUAACAAUCCUACGGAUUGUGCUAAGAAAUUCAUAUCGAAUCACAGAGUGGGUAUGAUACUAUUUGCUGGUAUUGUAUUAGGAAAUUUAAUGAAGAAAUCUAUAAAAAAAGAGAGCAAAGUUGAAGAAGAAACAGAGCACCAAACUAUUACUGUACUACACGAAACCAAAAAUAGCCAUAACUGAGACAAGUUAAUAAUUCAUAUUAGAAAAUAAUGUGUGAUUGUUGUUAAAUAUAAUUUUAAAUAGUCUUCAUUAUACAAAAUAGAAUCUCUUUUUAUGGAUAAUGUGCUAACAUUAAUAAAAUUCUUCAAAAAUAA